Messenger RNA from Rhea pennata, 1824 nucleotides. RefSeq names its product signal peptide peptidase like 2B (gene SPPL2B). Gene Ontology annotation, biological process: membrane protein proteolysis. Bases 17 to 1813 code for a protein of 598 amino acids. The record is from RefSeq and is a predicted model, not a curated record. Gene Ontology annotation, molecular function: aspartic endopeptidase activity, intramembrane cleaving. The transcript is spliced from 15 exons. Gene Ontology annotation, cellular component: Golgi-associated vesicle membrane; lumenal side of endoplasmic reticulum membrane; cytoplasmic side of endoplasmic reticulum membrane. NCBI's taxonomy places the organism in Eukaryota, Metazoa, Chordata, Aves, Rheiformes, Rheidae.
GCGCGGCGGGCCCGGCAUGGCGGCGGCGCGGCGGGCCCGGCUCCCGGCCCAGCUUCUCCUGCUCUUCGUGGCGCAGGUUUACUGUGAGUAUGGCAUGGUACAUGUCCUUUCAGAGAAGGGAAGCAGCAAAGGAAAAGACUACUGUAUCCUCUUCAAUUCUCAGUGGGCCCAUCUGCCACAUGAUCUGGGUAAAGCUUCCCUCUUGCAACUGCAGGAUCAGACAGCAUCUGUUUUGUGUUCUCCUUCUGAUGUACCUGAUGGGGGAUUUAAUAAUCAAAUCCCCAUGGUGAUGCGAGGGAAUUGCACCUUCUAUGAGAAAGUGAGGCUUGCUCAGAUAAAUGGAGCUCGUGGCCUGCUGAUAGUUAGUAGAGAGAGACUGGUUCCUCCUGGGGGUAACAGGAGUCAAUACGAAGAGAUUGAUAUUCCUGUGGCUCUGCUCAGUUACACUGAUAUGUUAGAUAUUGGCAAGAGUUUCGGCAGGUCAGUGAAGGGGGCAUUGUAUGCUCCAAAUGAGCCUGUGUUAGACUACAACAUGGUGAUUAUAUUUGUCAUGGCCGUGGGGACUGUUGCAAUUGGAGGCUACUGGGCAGGAAGCAGAGAUGUGAAAAAGCGAUACAUGAAGCACAAACGUGAUGAUGGGGCAGAGAAACAUGAUGAUGAAACUGUUGAUGUGACUCCAAUAAUGAUUGGUGUAUUUGUAGUGAUGUGCUGCUCAAUGCUGGUCCUACUUUAUUUCUUCUACGACCACUUAGUCUAUGUUAUCAUAGGUAUAUUCUGCCUGGCUGCCUCAAUUGGUCUUUACAGUUGUCUGUCUCCCUUUGUAAGAAGAUUCCCAUUGGGAAAAUGCAGAAUCCCAGACAACAACUUGCCUUAUUUUCACAAGCGUCCACAGGUCCGAAUGUUGCUUUUGGCAGUAUUUUGUAUCUCUGUCAGCGUAGUCUGGGGAAUCUUCAGAAAUGAAGAUCAGUGGGCCUGGAUUCUACAAGAUGCUUUAGGAAUUGCUUUCUGUCUUUACAUGUUGAAAACAAUUCGCCUGCCAACAUUUAAGGGUUGUACCUUGCUCCUCCUGGUUCUUUUUGUGUAUGAUGUGUUUUUUGUAUUUAUCACACCUUUUCUAACAAAGACUGGAGAGAGUAUAAUGGUGGAGGUGGCUGCAGGCCCGUCUGAUUCUGCCACUCAUGAAAAGCUCCCAAUGGUCCUGAAGGUUCCAAGACUGAACUCCUCACCACUGGCUCUUUGUGACAGGCCUUUUUCUCUCCUAGGAUUUGGAGACAUUUUAGUUCCAGGCUUACUGGUGGCCUAUUGCCAUAGAUUUGAUAUUCAGGUGCAAUCCUCCAGAGUCUAUUUUGUAGCCUGCACAAUAGCCUAUGGCAUAGGCCUUCUCGUAACCUUUGUAGCCUUGGCAUUGAUGCAGAUGGGCCAGCCAGCUCUCCUCUACUUGGUGCCCUGUACACUUAUCACAAGCUUUGCUGUGGCUCUUUGGAGAAAGGAGCUUGCAAUGUUCUGGACGGGCAGCGGCUUUGCGAAAGACCUACCUCAGCCUCCCUUGGUGAUAGCUCCUGUCAGCUGCCAUGAGCUUCCCAAAGAUACCAGCGUACCAGCCUCUCAACAAGACGCAGAGCAAAUGACUAAUCCUACCCUCCACGUGGAGGAGCUGCAUGAUCCCACCUUGGCUGUGGAGGAGCUGGCCGAUACCAACACACAGACAGAACAGUCAGAAACCUCUGCCUCACCGAGUGAGGAACCAGCCAGUCAGAACAAGGACGACCUUGAAAGCAAAAGCCUAAACCCAGAGCAAAACCAGCUGGAAUAAAUGAUGUGAUA